Drosophila grimshawi is the source of this 2834-nucleotide messenger RNA. It is a transcript of the gene wfs1, whose product is annotated as wolframin. The record is from RefSeq and is a predicted model, not a curated record. Bases 128 to 2755 code for a protein of 875 amino acids. NCBI's taxonomy places the organism in Eukaryota, Metazoa, Arthropoda, Insecta, Diptera, Drosophilidae. Gene Ontology annotation, biological process: endoplasmic reticulum unfolded protein response; calcium ion homeostasis. The transcript has 4 exons. Gene Ontology annotation, cellular component: endoplasmic reticulum membrane. Gene Ontology annotation, molecular function: protein binding.
CAUUCGUUCCUUUUGAGUUUGGUCGUUGCACAGAAUGAACUCCAAAUGAUUUGGUGCAACUCUAAAUUGCACUCUAAAGCGUAAACAAUCAGCAGAAUCAGCAGCCUUUUGCAAUUUGUUGCUCUCGAUGGCCACCUGGACACAAAACGCACCGACAGGUGUCAGCAAAAGGCGGCGCUGGAAUCUCGAAGACCGAGCCUCACUGAACAAAUUGAAGGAACACAUUGCCGAAGAGGGAUGCCCUCAAGUGCAGUAUGAUUUGGGCAAGAAGCUGCUGGAGAAUGCCAUCGAGCCCAACGUAGCCAAUGAGAGCCAGAAGGCGGUGCAUUGGCUGGUCAGCGCUGCUCAGCAGGGACACGAGGAGGCACAGCGUCUGCUGCGCAAAUGCUACAAUGCCGGCAAUGGCAUUACAGCCGAGAAUGCGGAUGAGGUGCGGAGCUGUCUGGCCAUGACGCCCGGCGAGCGCGCAGCCCGCAAAGCGGCCCGUGAACUCUUCGCUUGCCUGUCGAAUGGCAAUGAGCAUAUUACGCCCAAGCAGCUGGAGCGAAAGAUGCGACGCAUUUAUAAUUUGCAACGGAAGCGUAGGCGUCGUGGCGCUGGUGCUGCGGAUGCUGCUUACUCCUCGUCCAACACGGAUGAGGAGAGCAGCGAGUGCGAGAGAGAGGCACUCGAGGAUGCUGCGACCAUUGGGCGAGCGAAUGUGGAGCGACGUCGCUUCAUUACCGAGGCGCAUCUCGUCUCGGCUGCCUCCAAUUACAGUGCCGGACGCAUGCCGCAAGUUAAUGAGACACUGACGCUGUCCGUGCCACAUCCACAGAGUCUCGAUCAUGUGCCAUGUUUCUAUCGCCUGAUCUUUCAUCCGUUGGUCUUCUUCACGCUACUUUAUCAUCGCUUGAUCAAUUUGGUUGUCGCCCUGCCCGCCAUGCUGCCGCUCAGCGUGCGCUGCAGCCUGCUGGUGUUGCUCUCCUGGUGGAGCACCAUCGAGGACAGUGAACGUCAUAUGUUGCCCAUUAUUGGCUAUUAUUUGAGUUUGAGCGUCAUGCUGUGGGCCACGUGCCGCAUGCUGAAGACCAAGCAACAGUUCGUGGACUUUCGCAUCUGGUCCGGUUUGUUUCUCCGAUACGGGGACCACAACAUUGAGGCGGAGAUCUCGGAGCAGCGUUUCCUGCGCAACAAUAUGAAACCGUAUUUGUAUUACUUUUGUGCCUUCAUCUGCAAUCUGAUUGUCUACCCACUGGUCACCGAUGCCUGGCUGCCUCACUCGGAGCUGACAAUUAUCUCGGGUGCCUGCACCUUCAUUUCCCUCGGCGUCUUCAUGUACUCCUCAUCCCAAUUGCUUCCCGAUUGGCUGAUCGUUGUCUCCUUUGCCGUCAAUGUGCUCGCCAAAUAUCCAUAUGAACUGGAUGAGGUUGUGUCCACCCACUGGCGUUUCCUGGAUUUGCGUGUGCCCACCUUCUCCUCCUUUGUCAUUGGCAACGGCAUCGAAUUCUGCCUGAACUGUCGCACGGCCCUCUACCUGCUGAUACCCAUCCUGCUCGUGUUGGUGGCCAAGCGUUCCAGCUGGCAUGGCGUCUACACCUAUCUGAUACCACACUGCGUCACGCUCAGCUGGCUGCAGGUGUGCAUUGUCACCUCCCAGAGUGCCACAGUCUUUGGAGCCAUGCGUGCCGCUUUGGGUUUGGCUGGCAUCGUCCUUUUCCUGCCCCUCUUUGGCAUUGUGGCGCUGCUUGUUCCCGUGUUCGUUGCCAUCGAUAGCAUCGGUCUGACCAGCGAGCAUCUGCGCUGGGGCACCACUGCCAUCGUUUGCGCUCUGGUGGUGCUCCUCUCCUGCGUCAUGGCUGUCAACCGUGCCACCCAGAAGUACAUCACCAUGUUGCAACUGCUUAUUGGCCUGACCACGGCCUGUCUGCUGGUCUUUCCCUACAUGACGUCUAGUUUCAAGGAUACGCCACGCUUUAAUGCCAUGCCCACCGUUCUGUCCAGCCCAACUGUCGGCAUGCACUCCAUGCCAGAUGCGCUGCAAUGGGAACGCUUCUACGAGCUGUGCGCGCAUCCCGUGCAGGAGCAGCCAAAUAAGAUUAAAGCCCAACUGCGUUGCUCCCAUCUCAAUGGCAUGUAUGUGUCGUGGGAGGGCAGGGUGAAGCAUGUGCAGAUUGCACGCGUCUCGAAUAUGCUGGAGGAUAUCGUCGCCAACUAUCUGCCCACAUGGCUGGGCAAACUGUUGCGCUGUGUGCACGGAGAGAACAUUGCCCAGCGCUUCAAAUGUGAUCCGCAGCAGGAGACGCACUGCGUCGAAUGGCAACGUGUGAUUAAGACGCUCAGUGCUCAAAUGGGCCAGUGUACGCUGCAGCGCUGGAAUCGCUACGAAUACGAGCUGCUCGUCCAGGUGGCUGCCACAGGGAGUCUGCUCGGUCGCUCUGUCGCUUCGGAUGUGGUGCUGCGUGCCCACCAUGACUUUGGCAACUUUACACAGUUGCUGCAUCGAGGCGAUCGCGUUCUAUUCUAUGGCACAUUGCACAAUUCCCGCCAACUGGCGAACAAUGUGCGGGAGCACUAUGUCCUCGGCUCCAGUGCGCCACCUCAGGUGGAGCUAAAGACGAUUGAGUGUGUGGACUGCAAAUCGCCCGAUUUGGGCACAGUUAGCAUUCACCGGACUGUGUUGACGUCUCCAGUGGAUGCACGCAUGCAGGAUCUGAUGCGAGGCAUUAAAUAUCUCCUAAAUGCACUGCUCAGUCCCUUGAUUACAUUCAAAUAGAUGCCUCUAGCUCCUCAAAAUGAUAUUACUUAAGAAAUACAAAUACAGAUACAGUUUAAUUGUUAAAACUACAGUUUAA